AUGCUCCUCGAAUUGCGAUUCGUUACAGUUUUGGCAGGACUCAAACUGUUCACCGACUCGAGUGCACCAAAAGAUUUUGAUGAGCAUGGCGGCUCUUCUGGGAUGGGUUCGGGGAUGUUGAUACCGAGUUUUGAGCAGGCAUGUGACCCGGAGGAUGGGGAGGAAGCGGAUGAAUUAGAAGCUGAUGGGAUGGUUUCUAGACUUGUUGAUUCCAAGUUCGCACAGUCCGGAAGGUUUUUUGAUAUAAAAUUUUGGAAAUUGAUGUUCUCAGCAGAGCUGUGUGGAAGAAGUAAAGACGGAAACACUUCUCUUUGGACACCAUGCUUCUUCCGCUCUUCUUCGAUUCGAGUCUCCACUUCGAAAGCAAUUGGAUCUGGUAGUUUCAUCGAAGGGGUCCGGGGUGGCAACGGUGGUGGACAUCGUGGCAUUGGGGCGACCAUUGUGAAUGGGCUUACCAGCGGAGACUGCAGUACCGGUGAAGUCACCGGAGCACGAGAUGGUAUUGGCGGUGGGAUGCGAGUGCUGGGUGAGAUUCCAGAACAACUGCUGUCUGUAGGACUCCAUGUCGAGGAGCGGUGUCUAGUGUCAUCAGAUGCUGGGAUGUUCACUCUCAUUGGGGUGAUGGUGGCAUCGACAGCGGAAGCGGAUGGACUGAUGGGUGACGUUGCAAAACCAGUGUCGGAUCUUGGUGCAGCACACGAACUCAUUGUGUCAGACGCCUUGACGACCUGGAAAAUGUAUAUUGGGAAUGGCGUUGGAGUCAAAAACCAGUUUCUAACUUACCACUGUCUCGUUUUUCACUAUCAUUUUGUGGUGCCAAGAGUGUAG
Molecule: messenger RNA, 828 nt
Organism: Caenorhabditis remanei
Lineage: Eukaryota; Metazoa; Nematoda; Chromadorea; Rhabditida; Rhabditidae
Exons: 3
Coding region: 1-828 (275 amino acids)
Source: RefSeq, a predicted model, not a curated record